Messenger RNA from Triticum turgidum subsp. durum (durum wheat), 939 nucleotides. The record is from the annotation of a GenBank genome assembly. NCBI's taxonomy places the organism in Eukaryota, Viridiplantae, Streptophyta, Magnoliopsida, Poales, Poaceae.
AUGAAGCGGGGCGCCGCUGUCCUGCUCGCCGCCGUCGUGGCGCUGCUCCUGAUCUCGGCCGUGCGGGGCGAGGACGAGUGCGGGUCGCCGGAGUCGGCGGCGCGCGACCGCGCGCGGGCGAGGCCUCUCAAGAUCGCGGCCUUCUUCUCCAUCCUCAUCUGCGGGGCUAUGGGUUGCUCCCUGCCCGUGCUGGGGCGACACGUGCCCGCGCUCCGGCCCGACGGCGACGUCUUCUUCCUGGUCAAGGCGUUCGCGGCGGGGGUAAUCCUCGCCACGGGGUUCAUCCACAUCCUCCCCGACGCGUUCGAGAACCUCACGUCGGACUGCCUGCCCGCCGCCGGGCCGUGGAAGGACUUCCCGUUCGCCGGGUUGGGAGCCAUGGUCGGCGCCAUCGGCACGCUCGUGGUCGACACCCUCGCCACGGGGUACUUCACGCGCGCCCACUUGAACAAGGACCGAGCCCACGGCAGCAGCGCCGCCGUGGUUCUUGAGCUGGGUAUUGUGGUGCACUCGGUGAUCAUCGGCAUCUCCCUCGGCGCGUCUCAGGACCCGGAAACAAUCAAACCUCUCGUCGUCGCCUUGAGCUUCCACCAGAUGUUCGAAGGAAUGGGCCUUGGUGGCUGCAUAGUUCAGGCAAAGUUCAAGGCUAGGUCCAUUGUGACCAUGAUCCUCUUCUUCUGCCUGACAACGCCGGUGGGCAUCGCCAUCGGCUUCGGCAUAUCGCGAGUGUACAACGAGAACAGCCCGACGGCGCUGGUGGUGGAGGGCAGCCUCAACUCCGUGGCAGCGGGGACCCUCGUCUACAUGGCCCUCGUCGACCUCCUCGCCGAGGACUUCAUGAACCCAAAGGUGCAGAGCAGGGGGAAGCUGCAACUCGGUAUCAAUGUCUCCAUGUUGGUCGGUGCAGGCCUCAUGUCCAUGCUCGCCAAAUGGGCCUAG